UAUAAAAUGAUGCUUUUUCCCAUGCAACAUCAGCAAACAUUGUGACUGGUCUGCUUCUGUCCUGCUGGAUUACCAAGUGUCCAUUUUCACUCUGUGCUCCCAUCACUGUGUACAUUACUGAGAUAGGGGGGGUCUCACAUCCCCAGGAUUUUGGUCUUCUUUACUGCCCAUGGGAAGAACAUGCAUUGUGGGUUAUUGGAGGAACCAGACAUGGAUUCCACAGAAAGCUGGAUUGAACGGUGUCUCAGUGAAAGUGAAACAAACGGUAUUCAAGCCACACAUCCUUGGGCAAUGUUUCUAAUGAAGAAACAGAUGAAGAAAAGGAAAACAGGGCAUCGAAACCGCACUCCACCCCGGCCACUCUACAAUGGUUGGAAGAGAACUACGAGAUUGCAGAGGGAGUUUGUAUCCCCCGCAGUGCCCUCUAUAUGCAUUAUUUGGAUUUCUGUGAAAAAAAUGACACCCAACCAGUGAACGCUGCUAGUUUUGGCAAGAUAAUUAGACAACAGUUCCCACAAUUAACCACAAGGAGACUCGGAACCAGAGGACAAUCAAAGUAUCAUUAUUAUGGUAUUGCGGUCAAAGAAAGCUCUCAGUAUUACGAUGUCAUGUACUCUAAGAAAGGAGCUGCAUGGGUCAACGAGACAGGAAAAAAAGAAGUCACAAAACAGACAGUGGCGUAUUCACCGCGGUCCAAGCUUGGAACAUUACUGCCUGAGUUCCCAAAUGUCAAAGAUCUAAAUCUGCCAGCCAGCAUCCCAGAAGAAAAGAUUUCAACAUUUAUAAUGAUGUAUCGAACCCACUGCCAAAGGAUACUGGACACUGUAAUACGAGCCAACUUUGACGAGGUUCAGAGUUUUCUUCUGCACUUUUGGCAAGGAAUGCCACCCCAUAUGUUGCCGGUUCUGGGCUCGUCCACCGUGGUAAACAUAGUGGGUGUGUGUGAUUCCAUACUAUAUAAAGCGAUCUCUGGUGUAUUGAUGCCAACUGUGUUACAAGCUUUGCCCGACAGUUUGACGCAAGUGAUACGAAAAUUUGCCAAGCAGCUGGACGAAUGGUUGAAAGUUGCCCUCCAUGACCUUCCGGAAAAUUUACGGAAUAUUAAAUUUGAGCUAUCUAAAAGGUUUUCACAAAUCCUUCGAAGGCAGACAUCAUUAAAUCAUCUGUGCCAGGCAUCGCGGACAGUAAUACACAGUGCUGAUAUCACAUUUCAGAUGCUGGAAGACUGGAGGAAUGUUGACCUUAAUAGUAUUACCAAACAAAGUCUAUAUACUAUAGAGGACUCCAGAGACGAACACAGGAAACUCAUUAUCCAGUUGUAUCAGGAGUUUGAUCAUCUGUUAGAAGAACAAUCCCCAAUUGAAUCAUACAUUGAUUGGCUGGAUUCCAUGGUAGACAGAUGUGUCGUAAAAGUAGCAUCCAAAAAACCCGGCUUAUUGAAGAGGGUGGCACAACAGUUCCUCUUGAUCUGGUCUUGCUUUGGUACAAGAGUCAUUCGGGAUAUGACGUUACACAGUGCGCCAAGUUUUGGUUCCUUCCACCUCAUUCACCUCAUGUUUGAUGACUACGUCCUGUACUUGUUGGAAUCGUUACACUGUCAGGAGAGAGCUAAUGAGCUCAUGAGGGCAAUGAAAGGAGAAGCUCACAGUGAGGAUGCAGAAGAAAUUAUACUGGUGGAGCCGGCAAUUUCUACACCCUCUCCCAUACCCUUCUCGCCAGCUACUUCUUCAGCAUCUGUUGAAAUCUCAUCAGUGACGUCCCCUGGUGGCACCCAGUCUCCUGAGAGUGGUGCUUUGGUGACAACAGGUACAAUGCAGUCAUACACAUGGUCUCUAACGUACACUGUCACUACAGCUGCUAAUGGAUCGGGAGAGAAUGCUCAGCAAGUACCUUGUAUGAGAAGUACACACAUGUCCCCUUCUGUCACGCAUAGAAUACCUGUUUAUCCACAUCGAGAGGAACAUGGGUAUACAGGGAGCUAUAAUUAUGGAACCUACGGUAACCAGAGUCAUCACUCAAUAGCGUCGCAGUACACAUCUCUCCCACACGAAUCUGCCAUUGCUGGACCACUUCAUUAUACAGCUUACCACAGAAGUCCCUCUCAGUACCCAUUUAACAGCCAGACACGGAUGGACCCUUGCCUCAUGAGCAGUACACCAAGACUCCAUCCAAGCCAGGUAGCACCACGGUGGCCAGAAGUGACAUCAAGCAGCCCCUGUUAUCCAAGCCCAGCCAUGCACUCGGCCAGAUAUGGAAGCUCCCCUGACAUGUACACGUCCCUGACUACACGGCGGAACUCGGACUAUGAACACAUGCAGCAUUUUCCCGGCUUUGCCUACAUCAAUGGAGAAGCUAGCACGGGGUGGGCUAAGUGAAGACUGUGGAUACAAACUUUUUCCCAAUGGAAAUUCUAAGACUGUAUUCCUGAAAUUUUAAGUAAGGGAUUGUAAAUUGGGCACAGUUUAAAAUGCAAAAAAAAAAAAAAAAGGAUUUGUACAGUGAAAAAAUGGUCCUUGUAGAGAAAGAGAAUUUAUUGCUACUGUAGAGCACUAUGUGGGGCCAAAUGGUGCCUUUUAUAUGUUAAUAAUUCCAUUUAUUGGAUCCUGUGUGAUGCCAGUCCCAGACAGUAAUUGGUUAUUUCCUCUGUAACAUUGUUCUAUAUUGUAGGUUCAGUGUUGGUCUAUUGUUUUGUAUUUAUUUACAGCACAUGUACGGUAGUUUUGUAGUUAUGCUGAGACAAUAGCUGGAUUUCAUAACAGCCAGACAAGGCAGGUGCCCAGGGACGCUGGAAAGGCAGGGGAGCCAUCUGCACAUAGGACUGCUUGCCUUUUCAUUAGGUAUCUUCACUUUCUCACUCCUGCUUUAAUAAAUCCACUUGUCUAUAUUUCUUCCUCUUUCACUAGUAAUAGAACCCACAAUGGGAAUGGUAAAGCGGCACUUACGGUAAUUUUCCUGGGGCACCGGAAUAAAAAUACACCCUAGUUAGCAUAGUACCCAUUAGCAUGGUCUAACACUGAACUUUUUCUCCAUUGUCCACUUCUGUUCAUGCAUCUUACAGUAAAACAAUUGAAAUAUG
This is a messenger RNA of Pseudophryne corroboree (corroboree frog), 3076 nucleotides long. It is a transcript of the gene RFX4, whose product is annotated as regulatory factor X4. Gene Ontology annotation, molecular function: RNA polymerase II cis-regulatory region sequence-specific DNA binding; DNA-binding transcription factor activity, RNA polymerase II-specific. Bases 429 to 2375 code for a protein of 648 amino acids. The record is from RefSeq and is a predicted model, not a curated record. Gene Ontology annotation, biological process: regulation of transcription by RNA polymerase II. The transcript is spliced from 18 exons. Lineage: Eukaryota; Metazoa; Chordata; Amphibia; Anura; Myobatrachidae.